CUCUAGCGGAACUCUUGCAUCAAGAUUGAAUUUUAUUUACGAAGUGAUAUUUUUCAAUUCCUACAUGUAAAUUAGACAGAGAACAUUUUAAUGACACUGCAGAAAUGUCAAACGACGUAGACAGAACACUAUGGGUGGGAAAUCUCUCCGAAAAAAUCACAGACGAGAUACUUUACGAACUUUUUUUGCAGGCUGGACCAUUGGACAAGGUUUCCAUUGCCAAGGAAAGAGAUACUGGGAAACAGAAAAAUUUUGCUUUUGUAACAUUUCUUCAUGACAUCUCAGUUCCAUAUACAAUACAGUUGAUGGAUGGAGUACAGCUGUUUGGCAGAAAUCUUCGAUUACAGAGUCGGCCAGGCUCAAUUCAUCAACAACAACAACAACAGCAACAACAAAGCAUGAUUCAGGGAAACAUCAGGAACAUAAACAACCCAUACCAGAACAGUCAGCCAGCGAGUUCUCCAAAACCUUUCACAAAUGGUCAGUUUAUGCAAAUGAAUGCUGCGCCUCCCAACCCAUUUGCAAUGAACCAGCCAGUGAGAAAUCAGCCUUCUGGAAUGUCACACCCACCUAGUUUUCAUAGAUCUCACACAUGGCACGGUAAUGAUCUCAGCAACGGGCAACAUGAGCGAGAUCGUGAAGAUCGUAGAGGGAAUGAUAGAGAUCGUUAUUCAAAUCGGGACCGAGAUCGCUCAAACAGCCGUAGAAGGGAUGGAUAUGGUCAAGAAAAUGGUAGGGAUGAGUAUAGAAACAGUCCAAGUAGUUAUAAUGAUAGAAAUGGAAAUGCAGAUGACUUUGAAUCGCGAAGACAAAAAGUGCUUCAAAAACAUGAUCGUAUGCUUCAAGGUUACCGCCGAGAAAAAGACUCAAGACCCAGUCCGCCUUAUCACAACCACAGGAGAGGGAGGUACUAGCAAUAUCUAACUGAACAAUAUGCAAUGUUUAUUGGCAUAGACUUUGGCCAAUGGAGACUAAAAGAUUCUUAGUGGUAAAUGUUCAUUCUGGACAGUCACAAAUUUCUUGAUUAGUUAUUAACUGGGAGGCCUCUGUGGUCAAGGUUGCUGGCUUAAAAUUGCCCCUCACCAAUGUGGGUUCAAGCCUCACUUGGGCGAUGAAUUCUUCCUAUGAGGAAGCCAUCCAGCUGACUUACGGAACGUCGAUGGUUCUACCGAGUGCCCCACUGUGAUGAAAUAAUGGACAGAGGGGCACCUGGGGUCUUCCUCCACCAUCAAAGCUUGAAAGUUGCCAUAUGACCUAUAAUUGUGUCAGUGCAAUGUUAAACCCAACAAAAAAAACCUGGUUCAUUAAAUUAGCUUAACAAGGUCAAAUAUAUGUUUACAUUAUAAUGGACUUUGUAAAUUACGCUUAUAUUGUAAAUAGUUUGGAACCCUAGUUAAUGUCCAAAAUGAGCAUUUACUGUCUUGAUUUUGCCGUUAGGAAGGUGGAAGAGCAGUCUGUGUUGUAAUUUGGACAAAAUCCACCUGAACUAAGUAUCCCCUUUACCAUUUGGCCAAUGUGGACAAAAAUCCCCUUUGAUUCUUUUCAAGCAAUAUGUGGUUAAUUUUAAUUUUGACAGUUUUAAUUUAGAAAAAAUUAUGAAUGUUAGUUUAAAAGAUGAAUAGUAAAUGUAAUAUGUUAGUGGAAGAUCAUAUUUCUUAAAUUUUGAUAUUAAAUUUAUUUUAAUUCCUUAUUCGAAGGAAGGGAUUUUGUCCACCAUGGUUUAGGUUUACAGGGGGCAUUUUCUGCAAGGCGGGCAAGGAUUAUGUCCUGCAUAUGUCAAUACUGUAUCAGGGAUGAAUACAAAAGCAGCUAUCAUCGCUUUAAAGAAUUGUUACAUUUUUUUAGGUCAUUUUUAGCUCACCUGUCACAAAGUGACAAGGUGAGCUUUUGUGAUCGCGUGGCGUCCGUCGUCCGUCCGUCAGUCCGUGCGUGCGUGCGUGCGUAAACUUUUGCUUGUGACCACUCUAGAGGUCAGAUUUUUCAUGGGAUCUUUAUGAAAGUUGGUCAGAAUGUUCAUCUUGAUGAUAUCUAGGUCAAGUUCGAAACUGGGUCACGUGGGGUUAAAAACUAGGUCAGUAGAUCUAAAAAUAGAAAAACCUUGUGACCUCUCUAGAGGCCAUAUUUCUCAAUGGAUGAUCAUGAAAAUUAGUCAGAAUGUUCACCUUGAUGAUAUCUAGGUCAAGUUUGAAACUGGGUCACGUGCAGUCAAAAUCUAGGUCAGUAGGUCUAAAAAUAGAAAAACCUUGUGACCUCUCUAGAGGCCAUAUUUUUCAUGGGAUCUUUAUGAAAAUUGGUCAGAAUGUUCAUCUUGAUGAUAUCUAGGUCAAGUUCAAAACUGGGUCAUGUGCAGUCUAAAACUAGGUCAGUAAGCCUAAAAAUAGAAAAACCUUGUGACCUCUCUAGAGGCCAUAUUUCUCAAUGGAUCUUCAUGAAAAUUUGUCAGAAUGUUCACCUUAAUGAUAUCUAGGUCAAGUUAGAAACUGGGUCACGUGUGGUCAAAAACUAGGUCAGUAGGUCUAAAAAUAGAAAAACUUUGUGACCUCUCUAGAGGCCAUAUUUUUUAUGGGAUCUUUAUGAAAAUUAGUCAGAUUGUUCACCUUGAUGAUAUCUAGAUCAAGUUCGAAACUGGGUCACGUGCAGUCAAAAACUAGGUCAGUAGGUCUAAAAAUAGAAAAACCUUGUGACCUCUCUAGAGGCCAUAUUUCUCAAUGGAUCUUCAUGAAAAUUGGUGAGAAUGUUCAACUUGAUGAUAUCUAGGUCAGAUUCCAAACUGGGUCACAUGCGGUCAAAAACUAGGUCAGUAGGUCUAAAAAUAGAAAAACCUUGUGACCUCCCUAGAAGCCAUAUUUUUCAAUGGAUCUUCAUGAAAAUUAAUGAAAAUGUUCACCUUGAUGAUAUCUAGGUCAAGUUCGAAACUGGGUCAUGUGCAGUCAAAAACUAGGUCAGUAGGUCUAAAAAUAGAAAAACCUUGUGACCUCUCUAGAGGCCAUAUUUUUCAUGAGAUCUUCAUGAAAAUUGGUGAGAAUGUUCACCUUGAUGAUAUCUAGGUCAAGUUCAAAAGUGGGUCAUGUGCCUUCAAAAACUAGGUCAUUAGGUCAAAUAAUAGAAAAACCUUGUGACCUCUCUAGAAGUCAUAUUUUUCAAUGGAUCUUCAUGAAAAUUGGUCAGAAUUUUUAUCUUGAUGAUAUCUAGGUCACAUGUGCUCAAAAACUAGGUCACUAUGUCAAAUAAUAGAAAUAACAACGUCAUACUCAGUUCAAAACUGGGUCAUGUGGGGAUAGGUGAGCGAUUCAGGACCAUCAUGGUCCUCUUGUUUCUUUUAGUCAGAUGAAAAUUCUUGGCAUGAGCCAGUCAUGAAAAAACUUCUGUACACAAAAGUUUAGGUAGUACGACACUGCACUUUGUUAUUUCUUUUUUUAAAGUUUUACUGUGAUGUGACAUGUUGCUGGAAGCUCUCUUUAUUAUAUGAGUUAAAUGCUGGUGCAGUUAUAGGUAGAAAAAACUAUACUUGUCUACAUAAUAAACUCAGUACUAAAUCUCAGAUUUUUGCAGUAUAAUACUUACACGUUUAAACAUAGUUGGUAGGAUUUGUACACAAGAAUAUUAAUAAUAUUGAAUUUCCAGUGUUUUAUUAGGCCGAAUUUUGGUCCAAUAGUUUUUUCCAAAUUUGUUACAGCUUUUUUACAUUUUUCAACAAAAAACUGUAGUACAUAUUAAAUCAGACCAUUUAAAACAAAAGGUAAUGUGCUUGUAAGUAAUUUUCUUUUGAUGUUUCAAAUCUUUGUAGGUAAUGUGUCAUACCACAAAAGUAGAUUUAACAAAGGAAAUAUUUAUCUUUGUUGGAAAUGUGCAGUACUGCCUUCAAUAAAGGAUUUUUUUGUUGGAAGAAAGCAGUUAUGAUAUUUCAAAUGUUUGUUGGUAAUAUGAUGCAGUAUCACCUUAAAUGAAUAAAGUAUUCUUUGUUGGUAAUGUGCAGUGUCACCUUAAAAGAAGAAAGUAUACUUUGUUGGUAAUGUGCAGUAUCACCUUAAAAAAAGUAGAGUCUAUUCUUUGUUGGUAAUGUGCAGUAUCACCUUAAAAAAAGAAAGUAUUCUUUGUUAGUAAUGUGCAGUAUCACCUUAAAAGAAGUUGGUAAUGUGCAGUAUCACCUUAAAAGAAGAAAGUAUUCUUUGUUGGUUUGUGCAGUGUCACCUUAACUGAAACAAGUAUUAUGAGAUUUCAAAUCUUUGCUGGUAAUAUGCAGUAUCACCUUUACUGAAGAAUGCAUUUCUGACAUUUCAAACGUCUGGUUGUAAUGUGUAGUAUCACUUUCAAUGAAGGAGAACUCCAUUAAAUCAUAGGGGGGACAUUGAGUGUACUUGUAUUACUUUUGCAAGAAACUUUAAAUAAAGAGCACAGAUGUUAUACAGCAAUUUCUAAGCAGUAUUUAUUGAUAACAACUCUUUUAGUCUGUAGAACAUUGAGAAAAAGUUAGUUGCACCAGUCAAUCAUGCAGUAAAGAAUAUAAAAUACUUUACAGCAUACUGUUUAAGUAUCCACUGAAAUUAUACCAAGUUUUACUUUUAUCACAAAGAGGCAUUCCAUUUAUAGUUUAAACUAUGGAGAAAAACUGGUAUGUUCUUUCUUAAAAGUACAAAAAAUUGAACAUCAAUUUGCUGCUUUAUUUGUUGUUGGUACCAGGCUUUUUCAUAUGAUGUUUUUAUUCAGUGAAUAAAGUGUAUUUUUUUCUCCAUGUUGAAGAGUAUGAGCAAAAGUGGUCUAAGUGCAUAUAGAUAAAA
This is a messenger RNA of Mercenaria mercenaria, 4778 nucleotides long. Its product is annotated as RNA-binding protein 7-like. The transcript is spliced from 3 exons. NCBI's taxonomy places the organism in Eukaryota, Metazoa, Mollusca, Bivalvia, Venerida, Veneridae. The record is from RefSeq and is a predicted model, not a curated record. Gene Ontology annotation, biological process: regulation of alternative mRNA splicing, via spliceosome. Gene Ontology annotation, molecular function: single-stranded RNA binding. The coding region runs from base 105 to 914 and encodes 269 amino acids. Gene Ontology annotation, cellular component: nucleus.